GACUGGGUAACAGCCUCGGAAAUCCGGAUCAUGUUGACGCGAAUGAAUACAUUCGGUGACGAGGUUUUUCGCGAUCCAAAAGUUUUGCGCUCCUACUACUAUGCAAUAUCGGAUUUUGCUGUCGGUGGAAGGUGCAAAUGUAACGGACACGCAAGUGAGUGCGUCAAGUCAACUGGUGAUGGCGAGGAUCGUUUGGUGUGCCGCUGCGAGCAUAACACGAUGGGCGCCGACUGCAAUCAGUGCUUACCGUUUUACAACGAUCGGCCAUGGCGAGCCGGAACUGCCAAAGAAGCGAACGAGUGCAUCGGUGAGUUAAAACUACCUCGAAACAAACUACUAUGGAACUAG
This is a messenger RNA of Gongylonema pulchrum, 348 nucleotides long. The record is from the annotation of a GenBank genome assembly. NCBI's taxonomy places the organism in Eukaryota, Metazoa, Nematoda, Chromadorea, Rhabditida, Gongylonematidae.